Molecule: messenger RNA, 1344 nt
Organism: Rotaria sp. Silwood1
Lineage: Eukaryota; Metazoa; Rotifera; Eurotatoria; Philodinida; Philodinidae
Source: the annotation of a GenBank genome assembly
AUGUCUCAGCAUAUUAAAACAGGUUAUCUUCAGUAUUUUUAUAAAGGUUUAUUAUCGAAAAAAUGGAAAAAUUAUUAUUUUGUAUUGUUUGAUGAUUCAACAUUACAAUGGUAUGAAAAACAAAAUGAUCGAAAACCAGAUGGAUCAAUACGUAUUCGUGAUAUAGCUCAAAAUCUUUGUGUUGGCCCAUAUACACGAUGUUUACCUAAUCGACCAGAACUGCCUCGACCAACGGACGAAGCGAAUCUUAUUGCUUUACCAAGAUCAUCAUCUAGACAUCAUGAUCAAGAAAUAAUAUGGAUUCUUUGUAAUGAUGUAACACAUUUAAAUGAAUGGAUGGCAGCAAUUGUUUCUACACUACCUCCUCCACCUCAGCGAUCUUCAGCACCACCGCAUCCACAACAAAAUGCUACUAUUCGACCGUCUGCUCAUCCAUCAUUUCAUGCUCCACCAUCUUAUCCAAGAUCAACUCCAUAUCCUCGACAACACCAACAACAGCCAAUAUACCCAAAAAUGCAUAACAAUCAACAGCCAACUUAUCACUAUACAAACGUCGUUGUACAACCAUCGCCUUCUUAUGAUGGUGAAGGAUAUAGUAGCAUUAAUCGAGGUGGCACUGGAAGUUCACUAGUUAGUGCAGGAGUCGGCUUUGCUGGUGGAGCAUUACUUGGUGGUGCUCUUGGUUAUGCAUGGGGAGGUGGUUUUGGUGGACAUGGUGGAUGGGGAUAUGGCAUGGGCCCUAUUGGGUAUCAUAGUGGUGGAUAUGGCUAUGAUAAUGAUACAACAAAUAAUUAUAAUAAUAGUACAACGAACAAUAAUUUUUCAACGUAUAACGAAACAAAUAACUAUAAUGACAAUGAUAAUCAACAAAACAAUUUUCAAUAUGAGACAAAUAAUAAUCAACAGUCAGAAAAUAAUGGUGACAAUGGAGAUUUUGGUGGUGAUGAUCACUUUGGCGAUCGUGAUGACGACAAUCACGGUGGUGAUGGCUAUGAUUACGGUGGUGGUGGCGCUGAUAACAGCGGCGGCAAUGACAAUUACGGUGGUAAUGGUGGUGGUUACAGCGGUGGCGAUGACAAUUACGGUGGUAAUGGUGGUGGUUACAGCGGUGGCGGUGACAAUUACGGUGGUAAUGGUGAUGAUUACGGCGGUGGUGGCGUUGAUUAUGGUGGAGGUGGCGGUGAUUACGGCGGUGGCGGCAGCGAUGGCUACGGUGGCGGUGGCGAUGAUUACAGUGGCAGCGGAUAUGGUUACGGUAGUGGUGGCGAUGAUUACGGUGAUGAUGACUUUGGCGAUGGUGGAGGCGAUUUUGGAGGAGGUGAUUUUGGUAAUGGUGAUUGGUAA